This is a messenger RNA of Rhagoletis pomonella (apple maggot), 2302 nucleotides long. It is a transcript of the gene Eno, whose product is annotated as enolase. The transcript is spliced from 3 exons. NCBI's taxonomy places the organism in Eukaryota, Metazoa, Arthropoda, Insecta, Diptera, Tephritidae. Gene Ontology annotation, cellular component: phosphopyruvate hydratase complex. The coding region runs from base 566 to 2038 and encodes 490 amino acids. Gene Ontology annotation, biological process: glycolytic process. Gene Ontology annotation, molecular function: phosphopyruvate hydratase activity; magnesium ion binding. The record is from RefSeq and is a predicted model, not a curated record.
GUAAACAAAUUAAGCUUGUGUAGCAGAACUAUAUAAGAUUGUGUAUUGUGUCAACUCUUUCACGCGCAUACUGUUAACCGCACAUAGCAAGGGUGUGGACUUAAUUCAGCCGGCAUCUGCUCUUGUCACCUUGCACGAAGGUCAUUGAAAGUUUCGUCGGAGCCAAUAUACGCCACCCGUUGCGUUGCAAAACUACAUACGAUUAAACGAUUUACAUACAUAUGUACAUGCCUGUGACGUUCGCCGCAUAUGCCGGCAAUUCCAACGUGUAUGUAUUAUGUCAUAGCCAUGCAAUCCAAUGAAACCGAUUUGUAACGAACUGAGUAAUCCUGCAGCCGCCUCUGUCUUUGCCACUGUGCCAUAUAGACUCAAUUUUAAAAUCCACACACGUAAUUAGCAGGUAGAAAGAAGCGUAUUCGUUUUCGCAAAAUACAUAGCUGGUGACGGCAACGGAUACGAACAGUUUUGCCUUUUGCAAUUGCGACUGCGACAACAACCAACAACAAAAAGAAUAGGAAAUAAAAGCUUUGCACGAAAUAAAAAAAAAAAAACAAAUUGUGUUAAAAUGUUGCUGUGGUCGUGCUCCACGAAAGUAGCAACGACUGCUCGCACCAUCGCGCUUUUCGCUCAACACUCGCUGUCAGUUGCUCCACAAUCGCCGUUGGUGAAUUUUGGUGCCAGAGUUCCGUCUCCGUUUGGAUUACAUUUCUUGUUAAUUAAACGCUUUAAAUCAGAUAUGCCUAUCAAGUCAAUUUUCGCCCGUCAAAUCUUCGACUCACGUGGUAACCCCACCGUCGAGGUUGAUUUGACCACUGAGUUGGGUCUAUUCCGUGCCGCUGUACCCUCCGGUGCAUCCACUGGCGUGCAUGAGGCACUCGAAUUGCGCGAUAACGACAAGAACAACUACCAUGGCAAGGCUGUGACCAAAGCUGUUGAUCAUGUAAACAAGACUCUGGGGCCUGAAUUGUUGAAGGCUAACCUUGAGGUUACCGAUCAGGAAGGCAUCGACAAUUUCAUGUUGAAAUUGGACGGUACUGAAAAUAAGUCGAAAUUCGGUGCCAAUGCCAUUUUGGGUAUCUCAUUGGCUGUCUGCAAGGCUGGUGCCGCCAAGAAGGGUGUACCACUGUACCAGCACAUUGCUGACUUGGCUGGUAACAAGGACAUCAUUCUGCCGGUGCCUGCAUUCAACGUAAUCAACGGUGGCAGUCAUGCUGGCAACAAAUUGGCCAUGCAGGAAUUCAUGAUCUUGCCAACUGGCGCUACCAGCUUCACUGAAGCCAUGAAAAUCGGCUCUGAAGUGUAUCACCACUUAAAGAAGGUCAUCAAGGACAAAUUUGGUUUAGAUGCCACCGCUGUGGGUGAUGAGGGUGGUUUCGCACCCAACAUUCAGUCGAACAAGGAAGCCUUGGUGUUGAUCCAGGAUGCCAUAGCAAAGGGUGGCUACACCGGCAAGGUCGAAAUCGGCAUGGAUGUUGCCGCUUCUGAAUUCCACAAAGACGGUCUGUACGAUUUGGACUUCAAGAACCCCAACAGCGACAAAUCACAAUGGCUGUCGCCCGAAAAGCUCACCAACUUGUAUCAGGAAUUCAUCAAGGAGUUCCCCAUCUCUUCCAUUGAGGAUCCCUUCGAUCAGGAUCAUUGGGAUGCCUGGUCCACCAUUACUGCCAACACUCAAAUCCAAAUUGUCGGUGAUGAUUUGACCGUGACCAACCCCAAGCGUAUCCAGACUGCCGUCGAAAAGAAGGCUUGCAACUGCUUGUUGUUGAAGGUCAACCAAAUCGGUACCGUAACCGAAUCAAUCAAGGCCCAUUUGUUGGCCAAGAGCAACGGCUGGGGUACCAUGGUGUCGCAUCGUUCCGGUGAGACUGAAGAUACUUUCAUUGCCGAUCUCGUUGUUGGUUUGUCAACUGGACAAAUUAAGACUGGUGCUCCAUGCCGUUCCGAACGUUUGGCCAAAUACAAUCAAAUUCUUCGCAUCGAAGAAGAGUUGGGCGCCAAGGCGAAGUUUGCUGGCAAAAGCUUCAGAAAGCCACAAUAAAUGUGUACUUUAAAUAGUGGCGAGAAAUGAAUAAUGAUUCCAACGUGCAAGUAGAGAGGACACACUAGUAUGGAAGUGGCCAAUUAAGUUGAGCUUAAUCAAUAGAAUACAAUACACGAAAAACCUAGUAUAUACCGUUGUAAAUGUAUAUCACCCACCUACCUACUAUUUAUCAAUAACAAAUGUUAAUUAAAUUUUGUGCACUGCAAUUAUUUUGGUUCUCUUAUUCUACUUUAAAUACACAUACAUACAUAUAAAAUACAA